Messenger RNA from Anopheles moucheti, 1156 nucleotides. It is a transcript of the gene Tsp2A, whose product is annotated as tetraspanin-2A. NCBI's taxonomy places the organism in Eukaryota, Metazoa, Arthropoda, Insecta, Diptera, Culicidae. Gene Ontology annotation, cellular component: membrane. The transcript has 5 exons. Bases 155 to 889 code for a protein of 244 amino acids. The record is from RefSeq and is a predicted model, not a curated record.
UGUGCUCGAGUACAAAUUUCAUUAAUUUGAGUUAUUCCACACACCGCUUGUGGAGCAGUUUCGAAAUAGUGUGAAGAUUUCCAUCACUCACGUACCGCGUAAAAGUGUCGUGCUGGGAACAAGGUUUCGUUUCGUGAACAAUUGAACAGCAAAAAUGGCUCGUGGUGAAGGCAAAGGUGAAAGUGUGGCCAGAUUGUCAAGUCAAAUAGCCUGCAUCAAGUACACGCUGUUCUGUUUCAACAUCGUGGCAUGGAUUGUUGGUGCUGGACUCUUUGCGUUUACCAUCUUUAUUCGGGCAGAGCCCGGUUUCGAUGAGUGGAUCGCCAUAUUGGAGGUAUACGAGUAUUACAUUGGAGUGUACAUUCUGAUCGCAGCUGGAGCAUUGGUUAUGAUAUUCUCCUUCCUUGGCUGCUGUUCAGCGCUGAUGGAGCAUUCAUCUGCGUUGUAUCUGUUCAUCGGAACGCAAGUUUUCCUGUUUAUACUUACCGUCAUAGGUUCUGCCAUCCUGCUCGAUUACUCGACGAUGAACUCAAGCAUUCAACCGCUGAUUCGUCAAACGAUGCUUCGUUUCAUCAUCACUUCCGAACAUCCUCACUCGUCAGCCGCCCUGAAGCUGAUCCAAGAGAGUAUUGGGUGCUGUGGAGCGGACGGACCCAACGAUUACAUGGUGAUGCGUCAACCAUUGCCGCUCGAGUGUCGCGACACUGUUACCGGUAAUGCAUUUUUCAACGGAUGUGUCAAUGAGCUGACCUGGUUCCUGGAGGAUAAGUCCAUCUGGGCCGCCAUCAUGGCAAUGAUACUGGCUGCCGUGCAUACGUGCAAUGCUGUGCUGGGCAUAGUGCUGGUUCAAGCACUGAGACGCGAGGAGGAAGCCAUGAACCGUCGCUAAACAGCAGUGUGACGAAAAUAAUCCCAACAAUGACAGCACUAAAUACCACAAUACACCCCCAAAACCCAGUACCAGGAGCAUAGAGCUAUGACAAGCUGGCAGUGGAUUGAAUUUGGAUUUAUUUUUCGUUGGUGCAGUAUUUGAAUGCCAGAGCUACCUUUUCCCCGUUUUACACUUACUUUACGUUUGACUAUAGGCGCUAGCGGUUAAUUGAACAAUGUCAGCAAUGUAACUUAACUUUAUAUCUUUGGUGUAUCGAAACUAAAU